UCAAGUUAGUCGAAACUUGCAUGAAGAGUUGUGUAUUAAUGCUGACCAUUGUCAACUAGAACCACCGAAUGCCGUUUGUGUGAUAUCUAAACUUCGGCACCGGAGGAGACGUGAAGGUUUAUAUUUUUGCAUCAUGACACAUGAGGAUGAUAAGGGGAUCCCAGUGAGGGUCGCCUUGCGGUGCCGCCCAUUGGUCCCUAAAGAAACCAACGAGGGCUGUCAGUGCUGUCUGACUUUUGUGCCUGGACAACCGCAGGUGAUUGUUGGCACAGAGAAGGCGUUCACCUAUGAUUAUGUAUUCGAUCCCACUGCUGAACAAGAAGAGGUCUUCAAUACAAUUGUGUCCCCCUUGUUGUGUGGGCUUUUCAAAGGCUACCAUGCCACAGUUCUUGCAUACGGGCAGACAGGAUCAGGGAAGACCUUCUCCAUGGGAGGUACAUACACAUCAGCUCAAGAAGAUGAUUGUUCAGUCGGAGUUAUUCCACGAGUUAUCAGAAGGAUCUUUGAGGAGAGGGAGAAGGGGUCAGCUUGUGAUUUCUUGUUGGCAGUAUCUUACCUGGAGAUCUAUAAUGAAGAUAUAUUGGACUUGCUGUGUCCAUCUAAAGAUAAAACAGGCCUCUGCAUCAGGGAAGACCCUAAAGAAGGCAUUAAGAUCGUGGGUUUGACUGAGAGACAGGUGUCCACUGCCCAAGAGAUGGUGGGUUGUCUGGAGGUUGGAAAUUCAGUUCGCACCGUGGCCUCCACGGCGAUGAAUGCUGCUUCCUCGCGCUCACAUGCCAUCUUCACCAUCACGCUGGAGCAGCGCAGGGGGACAGACAAAGCCGAUUCGAUUGUUUCGAAAUUGCACCUAGUGGAUCUGGCAGGUUCUGAAAGGCAAAAGAAAACCAAAGCAGAGGGAGAUCGUUUAAAAGAAGGCAUCAGCAUCAAUCGUGGCCUUUUGUCUUUGGGUAAUGUGAUCAGUGCCUUAGGGGAUGAAAGCAAGAAAAGUAGCUUUGUUCCUUACAGAGACUCCAAGCUCACCCGCCUGCUACAAAACUCUCUGGGGGGCAACAGCCACACGUUAAUGAUCGCGUGCAUCAGUCCGGCAGACUCAAACAUGGAAGAAACCAUCAACACGCUGCGAUACGCUGACCGUGCUCGCAAGAUUAAAAACAAACCCGUAGUCAACGUUGACCCAAGAGUUGCAGAAACAAACCGCUUGAAACAACAGGUUCAGGAGCUGCAGGUGAUGUUACUUCACGCCCGUGGAGGAGUCGCUCCAGUGCUCUCUGGGCCAGAGUCGACGGUGAAGGUGACUAAGCUGUUGGAAAGGAAUCGCACGCUGCAGGAAGAGAACAAUAAACUAAGCCGGGAGCUGAGCGAGGCAGCGGGACAGACUGCCUUCAUGUUUGAGAAGAUAAUUAUGACGGAGCAUACAAAUGAGAAACUACAAAGCAGAAUGGAGCAACUGAGGGACCAUGCAGCAUGUACAGUGGACCUCGAGAAGGUGUUGGAGACACUGGAGGACCAGGAGUUGAAGGAGAACAUUGAGGUGAUGAGGAACCUGCAAGACAUCAUCUUAGAGCUCAAGAAUGAGAGUGAUGGCAUCACCGCCUCCAUCGACGCUAUGGCUGCAGGAGAGGAUGGACCUGAGGUGUCCGGCAAUGGCAGUAAAAAUGACGAUGCAGAUGUCACCGGCAAUGCUGCCAAGGACUCCCCAGAGGUGACUACCCAUCAUGCACUGCGACAGGCUCAGCUCUCCAAGGAACUGAUCGAGCUCAACAAAGUAUUGAACUUGAAGGAAGAUUUUGUGAGGAAAAUGUGCCAGAAUGACACCCAGCUGGAGCCGAUGCAAACGGAGCACCAGAAAAAUGUACAGUCUCUUCAAACCGCGGUGGAUUCUCUGCUGAAGGAGAAAGAGAGCCUCAUUUUUGAACUUCAGUCUGCAAAGAAAGACACUAACCAGGCAAAGCUGAGUGAGCAGCGGAGGAAGAGACUGCAGGAGCUCGAGUGCCAUCUGGUCGACAUGAAGAAGAAACUUCUGGAGCAAUCCAAACUGCUGAAACUCAAGGAGUCCUCUGUUAAGAAAGUUGGCAGCCUCAUGCACGAGAUACAGUCCAUGAAGACCCAGCGUACACAGCUGAUGAGGCAGAUGAGAGACGACUCUGAGAAAUUUAGACACUGGAAGAGCAAGAAGGACCGAGAGGUGCUGCAGCUGAAGGAGAAGGAUCGUAAACGCCAGUAUGAGUUGCUUAAACUUGAGCGGGAUUUCCAGAAACAAGCCAAUGUUUUGCGUCGUAAAACUGAGGAGGCUGCAGCUGCAAACAAGCGGUUGAAAGAUGCGCUACAGAAGCGAAGCGAGGCCUCAGAUAAACGCAACAGAGGAAUCGAGGGAUCUGCUGCCAGACUUAAGACAUGGCUACUCAAUGAAGUGGAGGUGAUGGUGAGCACAGAGGAGGCCCGGCGCCACCUCAACGAUCUGCUGGAGGACCGGAAGGUCUUGGCUCAGGACAUCCACCACCUCAAACAGCAGAUAGAGGCCGGAGACCGACCUGCUGCCAAAAUCAGGCGUCGGACUCUGAUCAUCUCCGAGCUGGAGACCCAGGGGGUGCUGGAGACUCCUUUGACCAAACAGGUGGAGAAUCUGGAGACGGAGAUCGUCCUCAGGAACGCCCAGAUAGCCGACCUUCAGCAGAAAGUUCUUGUGGCUGACGGCGAGGGCCGUUUGAAACAGCGCCUCGAUAGCAUCCCGAGCAUCGUCGACGCCAAGUAUGCCGUCAAGGUCCUCAUGUCUGAGCUGGUGUCUGCGAAAACAGCCAGUGGCAAGCUGGAGAGCGAGCUCAAACAGGAGAUGGGGAAUUUACAAGAUUUAAAGAAGAUGAUGAAUGAUGAGAGAAACGUGAUGUCCACCAUGGACAUGGAGCAUCAGCAGCAGCUGGUGGAACUCGAGCAGGGGCAUCAGGAGAAGGUCCAUUACUUCCUUAAUCAGCUACAAAGCAAGGCCAUAUGUGAGAAGUCAGAUGAGACGAAACAGAAGGACAAGGAGAGUUCGAAGGAGAAGGAACUUCUCCAGCGCCUCAAAGUUCAGGGAGAAGAGCUUGAAAAGCUGCAAGAAUUAAGUGAGCAGAACCAGACACUGGUGCAGCAGAAUGAGCAAUAUAAAGAGAAGCUCUCACUGCUCCGCCUGACAAGUGGAAAGAAAAUCCUCGCGCCGACGACCAACAAUGAAAGGAGCCUGAAUGACUCGUAUGAUUAUGUUCCUCCCAAGCCUAAAGCGAAGCGCUUCACCACAGCGAAAGCGCCGCUGGAUACGACCAUCGACAUCGAAGAGCUGAUGUCUCCCAGCGAGGACGAGAACGAGGGGGAACCGGACAAGUGGCGCCCGGAGAAACCGGAGAAGAUGCGCAGGACCUCAAAGAAACCAAAAGCAACCGGGUGUGCGUGUAAAGGUCGCUGCGGCAAUAGGCAGUGCCGCUGCCGCAAAGGAAAGUUAACAUGCGGGGAGAACUGCCAGUGUGAUCGCGAGAAAUGUCGAAAUAUGGAUAACCAGGUGCUUGCUGAGGAUGUAAGUCAGACAGAAAACGCCUCCAGAGACUCUGUGUCUCUUCAAGAUCCCGCGUUCGACAGCUCUGACAACACCACGUUCUUUAAGCCGCCGUCCUGUACACCCACGAAGAAGGCGCUAAAAGACAUCGGAGACUUGGGGCAUGCCACUGCGGACCUGAAGUUGUUAAGGAAACCGAUCGUGCCAGAGGAGGAGGAAGAAGUGGAGGAAGAGGAGGAUGACGACGACAAGGGCAGAACAACAAUCAGCUUCCUCAAGAAGAAGAAAAGACUCCUGACCAGUUUUCAGAACAGCUUUUUCUCCGGAUGCACUCCGAUCAAGGAGGAAUCUUAGUCCUUUUGUGCCGUAGUUGUCCAUAUGUGCAUUUUUAAAAGCGUUGUGUCCUCGUCUGCUUUUUACAGGUGACUAAAUGUCUUGUAUUGUAACGUGAAGGUAGCUGUUGAUUCUCCGACACGGUGUUUCCUGUAGAGGGGAACAACAGGACUGAAUAGCAUGGACAUCUUUUACUGGCAUUCACAAUGAGAUGAUCAAGAAGCCUGUACAUAAUAAUUUAGUUGAGCACGUUGGAUGAUAUUUCUUAUAUCGGAAGGCUAAAUAGACUUUGCUUAUUUGUAAAAUUGUCGUUUCCACACCGCGUCUUGGGGAGCAACCUUUUAGGGUUUUUUCACUGCGUUUACCGUCUGAGCUGAAUAAAGUCUUGCAGUCAAAUCUUA
This is a messenger RNA of Pseudoliparis swirei, 4257 nucleotides long. RefSeq names its product kinesin family member 4 (gene kif4). The transcript has 31 exons. Gene Ontology annotation, molecular function: microtubule binding; ATP binding; microtubule motor activity. The record is from RefSeq and is a predicted model, not a curated record. The coding region runs from base 134 to 3877 and encodes 1247 amino acids. Gene Ontology annotation, biological process: mitotic spindle organization; microtubule-based movement. NCBI's taxonomy places the organism in Eukaryota, Metazoa, Chordata, Actinopteri, Perciformes, Liparidae.